GCCCUGCGCCGCCUCACCAGCCCGGCGCGCGCCGUGCCCGCCGCCGCCGCCUCCCCUCCCGCUUCGGUCGCGCGCUCUCCCCUUCCCGCCUUUUUGCCGUCCCUCAGCAGCCGGCGGGUCCGGUGCGUCCGUCAUGAGGCGCUGCCUCUGACAGCCGCCUCUUAUUCUCCGAGGCCAUGGAAAAAGAAAAACCGUUCAAACUGUUCGUGCCGCCGCGCCUGAGCAGUGGGCAGGUGUCUGCAGUCAAACCGCAGGCGAGCGCUCGGGCGACGGGCCUCUGUCAGGGUUUUAACAAAUGCCCAGAUGAUGAUUUUAAUUUGCCAUUUGUAAUGAGUACACCAAACCGUGGUGAAAUCACUGACUCAGACACAAUUUCACAGGAAGUAAAACUUGGCUCUGAGAUAGAUGAAGAGAAUGUAGAAACAGUGAAUGAAUUGUAUUCAAAACUCUACAAAGAGGCUGAGAAGAUCAAGCUGUGGAAACUAACUGUAGAGUCAGAACUAAAGCAGAAAGAAAGAAAACUGCAGGAAAACAGAAAGAUUAUUGAAGCACAGCGUAAAGCCAUUCAGGAAUUGCAGUUUGAAAAUGAAAAACUAAGUUUAAAACUGGAAGAUGAGAUAUCUGAAAAUAAAGAUCUCUUAAAAGAAAACAGCGCCUCAAGGCAUCUGUGUAACCUGCUCAAGGAAACCUGUACUCACUUCACAGAGAAGUCCACCAAAUAUGAACAUGAAAGAGAAGAAACAAGACAACUAUAUGAGGAACUUAAUAACAACGUUGAAAGGAUGAUAGUGGCAUUUGAAGAGCUUCGUGUGCAAGCAGAGAACACCAGACUGGAAAUGUGUUUCAAAUUAAAAGAAGAAGCAGAAAAAGUGGACAAGCUUGAAAAAGAAUGCCAACUGGAAGUCAGUGUGAAGGAAAAGCAGAUUGCAGCUCUUACCAUACAGAGUGAUGAAAAAGAUGAUGUAAUAAGAGAUAUGGAGACUCAGCUGCAGGAAUCAAAAAAUAAGAUUGCUGACUUAGAAGAAGCAAAAAGACAUGAAGGAGAAAUGUUGAAGGAAUCCCAGAUCAGUCAAGAACAUUUGAGGGCAGAACUGGAAGAGGCCAAAGUUUCAUUGCAAAAAACAGAGGUUACUCAAAAGAGCUUAGAAACUGAAUUGCAGACUGCAGUGAAAGCAUUAAUUGAAGUGACUGGAGAAAAAGAAGCACAGGUGGAAGAAUGUAAAAAAACCAAGGCUUUGCAUGUAUCCCUGAGAGAGGAGUUUGAGACUUCCAUUUCCAAUUUGAAAAGCUUGCUGCAAAAAGAGCAAAAUAGAUCAGAGAAAUAUGAAGAUGAGUCAAAGCUACUGACCUUGGAGCUCAGAAAUAAAUCUGCUGAACUGGAAGAGAUGACUAAACUAAAAUGUGACAAAGAAAUGCAACUGGAAGAGCUGUCAGAAACACUGGGAAAACUUGAAGCACUUCUAGUGAAAAAGCAAGAUUUUGAGGCUACUUUAGAAGAUUUGCAGGAGAGAGAAAAAGAAACGAAAAAUGUUCUCCAAAUCAGAGAGAAAGAAAUCCAAGAUUUGAAAGUCCAACUGACCAGCACAGCUGAAAAGGAACAAAAUUAUUUAGACCAGCUUAAGGCACUGAACACAGAUCUUGAACAAGAGGCGCUAAAGAAUGAACAACUAACAGCAUAUAUCAAUGAGCUUUCAUUAGAAAAAGAGCAGAUAGCACAAGAGAAACGUGCUGUGGCUACAGAACUUGAGAAACUGCAAGAGAGCCAUGAGGAUAGUAGGAAAAAAGAAGAAAAUACAAAGCAGUUAGUUGAAAACCUGGAAGAAGCAAAUGGCCAGCUAAGAAAUGAACUAGAAUCUUUGAAGGAGAAGAUGGCUAAGAAAGGUGAAGAGAUUAAAAGUAAACUGGAUGAAAGAGAAGAAAAUGCCAAGAAUAUUGAAAAUGAAAUUUCAAGAAAGGAAAAGCAGCUGAAAAUUUUAGAAAAUAAGUUGAAUAAUUUAAAGAAACAAGUGGAAAAUAAGAACAAAUGCAUUGAAGAAUUGCAACAGGAGAAUAAGGUGCUGAAAAAGAAAAUUACUGCAGAAAGCAAGAAAACAAGUAUUUAUGAAGGGAAGGUGAAUAAAUUAGAGUUAGAGAUGGAAAAUAUGAACAAGCAACAUAAGGAAACAAUUGACAUCUAUGAGAAGGACAUCGAAACAAAAAAAGUAAAUGAAAAUAAGCUUCUUGAAGAGGUAGAAAGGAUGAAGUUGCUUGCUCAUGAAGCAACAGCAAUCCAGAGGGAAACUGAUAUCCGAUGUCAGCACAAGAUAACUGAAAUGGUGGCACUUAUGGAAAAGCACAAGCGUGAAUAUGAUAAAAUGGUUGAAGAAAAAGAUACUGAGUUAAAGCUUUAUAAAGUGAAAGAUCAAGAGCAGUUCUCAUCAAAGAGAGCAUUGGAGAAUGAGCUCUCGUGUUUGAAAAGUGAACUGUCAUCCCUUAAGGAACAACUUAAAGCAGAAAUUGAAGAGAAGGAGAGUCUUGCAAAAAAAGCCCUCCAAAAUAUGGUUCCUGAAAAUGAGAAGAAGCACAAGAAAAUACAGACUCAUUUUGCUGAGGCUCCUAAAUCUCAAUAUGAUCUCGACUAUGAAUCAAUUAGUAUAAAGAAUAAAAAGUCUCCAAAUGAUGUUCCUACAAAAGUCAACAUGAUGGAAAAGACUAAAAUGCCUCCUUCAGUAUCUGCAAAGAGUCCCCUGGGUGGUCCAUCGUUCAAGGGUUACAUGAUAAAGACUCCUCCAGUACAGAAACUGCAGAGUGAAAGCACAAACCUGCUCUCAGAGGAGAGCAUGAGGAAAAAGCAGAAAGUGCUGCUCCAGCUGGACACGCAGUCAGACAGCUCCGAGCAAAGCGACCUCCUGAGCCUAGUCUCGGAGGAAGAAAUGUUUAAAAAACUGUACAGGGAUUAUCCUCAGGCUUCCCAACUGUAUGCCAUGACACCAAAAAAGAAACCAGCUACAUUAAACGUGAAGACCCCAGGCUCUGUCCUGAAACUGUCAACCAUGAGGAAGAUGCGCGAGGCGGGAUGGACGGCAGUUUCCAAACUGGACAGGAAAAGGAAAAUGAAAGAAGCUGAGAAGCUCUUUACUUAAAAUGACAAACCGACCAGUGCCCUAGCAUGGUCUGAUGAGUGCAGCCACAGUAGUAGUAUUCUCUCACAGUUAGUACAUUGUUGCAUUUUCCUGUCAUACUCAGUAUGUUUAAUACUACAUUCGUUUCCUUUAUACACUUAAAUGUUCUAGAUACGUAACUCCAUCCACCUGUAGAGCAGGUUUUGCAUUUCAUCCCCUACACUACACAAAGUCGGGAGACAAAUCAGCCCAUUUUUAAAUGUUGAGAUUGGUAUAACUACAUAGAAAGCUGUUUCAAAAAGAAAUACAAAAGUCUGGCAUUAGAAAUACUGGUUUUAAAGAAAUUCAGUUUUGUUAUUUUAAAUUUAUUAUCUUUCUCUUAAUGCAUAAUUCAUAAAAGGAUAUUACUUAGUGAAAGAAAUCCUGAAGCUGUUAAACUGCAUGUGCUUUUACCUGACAUCGUCUUGCUCUUCUGUUCCUUUUAAAUGUUACUAGAAUUGUCUUUUUAGACUGUUUCGUUUUCAGUAGUUACUAUUUCAAUGUGUUAAAACAGUUUUGAAACUUUUAAAUUUGAAUUUCCAAUAGAACUACUUCAGUUUAAAAAGAUUUCGGCUUCAUGAAGAAUGAAAUAUGCACAUGUUUGAAGAUUGUAAAAGCAAUGUUAAGAUGUUAUUAAAUUGUUUAUCUGAAAUAUAAAGCGUGGGACCAAAUGGUGCUCUCUGGAUAAGAACACAGAUAUAAAUCGCCAGGCAGCCUUCCUAUGGACUAACAGCUUCUGCCACGUAGGCAUAAGAAUAGUUUAGAACGACAUAUAUUUCUGUGUUAAUCCUUGAUUAAUCCUAGUUUCACAACAACAACCACCUGCUCCAGAGCUUAGAGACAAAAGAAAACUACAGAUACAUCUUAAAUUACUAUGAAAGAUCAAAAUCCUGGAUGCAUCUGACGUGGGUAGGAGAACAUCUGCGUUUCAUGCUUUUUGUGUAGCAAUUUUAGGUAUAGGUUUGGCGUUUGGGUACCUUAUGCUUUAUCUGUUGACAGUGAUAUUAGUAAUGAUUUUUUAUUGUGUGUAAAGAAAUGACAGAUACUCUCCGGAGGUCUGAAAGAAUAUACUGUUCUUUUUCUCUAUAUUUGCAAAUGGGAUCUGUUACACAAGCAGAUUUUCUGAGAAGUUUGAAUGACUUUUCUUGCUGGAAAGAUUUCAAAUGUUUGCAGAAUAUUAAGUUUUUAUAAUAAAUCUGCUCAAAUAGUGUAAAUUAGACCAAAUGCAGAACAGAGAAGCUGGUUGUAACACACAACUUCCAGAUGUCUGUUCUUUCCAGGAAAGAUUAUUUUACUGUGGUAGUGUAAAAUAAUCCAUUUAAACCUCUCCCCCAUACAUGAAUUACUUCUUUUUUGCCUGGAUACAGAGACUGUCAUGCAAAGUCAGUUAUUCCUCAUUUUAAUUUGGGAUGUUACUAAUAUCUCUUCAGCUGCUCUGCAGGAAAAAGGAAACACAACAUAGAUGUGCAGUUUGACAUUUAUUUUAACAGGGCUGGUGUUUUAUACAAGACCUGAACACUUGCCAGUGUUUAUUACUUCAUUUCAAGGUGCCGUAUGUCGAAUUUUGACUGUUGUUGACAUCAGAUUCAACAGAUAUGCAGACUCAUCUGCUAAGCUAGUUACUGAGCAAGCAAAACUAAGAAUUCCAGUUGUUUCUGAAUAUAAUGAGACUUCUACUAUCAAGUCUGCCCAGCCAGGGCUCACACAGAGAUCCAUGAACUAUAGUUUUGCAAUCUUGAAGUUAAGAUUCAAAAUCCACAUCAAGCUGCCUUCCCAUAUUCAUAGUAUGUGAUACUUGAAUGCCUUGCUAUAAAAAAUAGGUUUUAAAUUAUUAUUCAUUGAGACUUUAAACGAAAAAUAAAUGUUUUUUCUUGGUAUCUCCCAAACCUGAUUUCCAGUGUAGUGGUAUAGGUGCAGUGUCCGACAUCAUAGGAGAAGAAAUGAUAAGAAACAAGCAGUAAGAAUUAGAAAUGCUGGUUAUUGUAAGAGCUUCUGCCUCUCACAGUGAGUCUUGCAGUAAAUGUCUGGACAGUGGAGAAAAGUCUUGCCACUUGAACAGGUAAGAAUUCAAGUCUGAGCUACCUACAUCUAGACUACAACAGUGAGUAAUCAGUUAGGACCUUGUUAUUUUCCAGUUCUGUCAUGGCUAUGUUAUGAAUCUGUGAUGCAUCUUGAUACCAUGAGUGGGUUGUGUAGCGCGGUGUAUAAAUCAUCUACGGAACUACAGAAAUCCUAGUAGUAUCACAACAGAAAUCCUACAGGAAAUAAUAAUCAACUAGGAAGGAUGUAAAUCAUAUUUGCCUCAUAUGAUGCCUGUUUCUGUGCACAGAUUAUAUAUAGUACAUGAAACUGAAAAUAUAAGCAACUUUAUUAGGCAUUAAUCCAGCUUGCAUAGGAAAAGCAAAUGAAAAUUAAGAAAUGUUUGUGAAUCCUUCAGGAAAGUAAGAAAAGAUCCUUAGAAAAGCACCCUUGCAGGACUCAGCCACACUGCCCAGUGCAGUACAGGGUCUCGCAGGCAGUAUUGAGCAGCAGAUGGAUGUCCCAGCACACACUCCUCAUUCAGACUCCCCGGACCUCUCUGCAGGGCUGGGUGAAACACUGAGAUCUCUGGGGGAAGCAGCAAGUUCCCUGGGGUUAGAGAUGGGUCCCGUAUACCCCCAGCAGUGCUGCCUCACCUGAUGGCGGGUAGCUGUGUAACAUGAGAGGAAGGGGAGUGUUACAUGCCAGCACUUGCUGGUCUUACCUCACAGUGCCUUUCCCAAAUUGGACACUGCACUGGAAGAAUGGCAUUAAACAGUUUCCUCUAAGCAUAUGUGAGAAAGAUAUUAAAAUCUGGAUUGAAAAGGUUUCAAAACCCCUCAGGUGUGUGUGGUAGUUAUUCUAAAGGACAACUAUUUCUAAACCAGGACUAAUAUUCCUUUAAAGUUUUAAAUUGAAAGGAUUUUUAAAAAACGCUACAGGAGUGAAAUGUCUCUCAAGAAAGAGCCUUGUACAAAUAAGGAGUUAUUCCUAAAAUCUUCUCUGUCUCUAGACAGUAAAGUACUGAAUUCAG
This is a messenger RNA of Strigops habroptila (Kakapo), 6192 nucleotides long. It is a transcript of the gene SYCP1, whose product is annotated as synaptonemal complex protein 1. The record is from RefSeq and is a predicted model, not a curated record. Gene Ontology annotation, molecular function: double-stranded DNA binding. NCBI's taxonomy places the organism in Eukaryota, Metazoa, Chordata, Aves, Psittaciformes, Psittacidae. Gene Ontology annotation, cellular component: male germ cell nucleus; synaptonemal complex; central element. The transcript has 31 exons. Gene Ontology annotation, biological process: chiasma assembly; meiotic DNA repair synthesis; lateral element assembly. Bases 177 to 3122 code for a protein of 981 amino acids.